Messenger RNA from Penaeus monodon (black tiger shrimp), 600 nucleotides. RefSeq names its product larval cuticle protein 65Ag1-like. The record is from RefSeq and is a predicted model, not a curated record. The coding region runs from base 46 to 600 and encodes 184 amino acids. The transcript is spliced from 6 exons. Lineage: Eukaryota; Metazoa; Arthropoda; Malacostraca; Decapoda; Penaeidae.
UCACUUGUUCGGAGAGGAUUAUUUUCCCACUUCUUUAAAUACACGAUGAAUUUCGUUUUGGUGCUCUUGACGUGCCUGAUGGCCGCCGUGACCGCCGCCCCUCAGUUCAUUCGACCCAACUUUCCGGAUCGACCUUUCGUCGCCAUCCUGAGGGACGAGCGACAGGAUCUGGGCGACGGAGCCUUCAGCUACGUCUUCGAAGCCGCCAACGGAAUCCGUGAGUCCCGCGUGGGCUACCCCGGAUCCAAGGGCCAGACCAACAUGCAGGGAUCCUACAGCUUCCCCCUCGACGACGGCACCUUCGCCGAGGUUCGCUUCGUCGCCGACGAGUCCGGAUUCCGUGCCGAACUGCAGUACAUCCCCAUUAUUCUUCACAAUCUUGGUAUGAAAUUCUUGCUAGGAAUUUAUUUACCAACUCUUGAUCUUCAGAUUACGCUUGUCAUUCAUUCCAGCUUUGUUAGGGAACGUGCAAAAUCCUCCGUCAUAAUUUUUAAAAAUUAUCCCCAGUUGAUUAUAAUUAUGAUCUUCAUCAAGACUACUCUGACUAUUCUCUUUCUAAUUUUCCGUCGUUCUCUAACAACUCUUCUCGAGGUGACUUAG